GCACGACGUUCUCUCGGGAUAUUCGCCUAGCGGUCGCCGUCGGCGCCGGCCUUGCUGCACUGUUUACGCGGCGUAUAUAUACCUAUUUUGUUCGCGAGACUAAGUUCGCUUGAGAUAAUUGAUAACGCGGUACACGCACUUGCAAGUUUACGUGGGAGCUGUUGUAAGCUGUACUCAAGUUUUAAACCGAUUCUAAGCAGCGAAACUUAGAAAUCAAGAUGGGUUGCUUCGUGAGCAAAGAUAAACUCACUAAAGAGGAUAUGGACUUCCUCAAGACCCACACGUCGUACGACGAGACUACCAUCAAGGAAUGGUAUAAAGGAUUCAAGCAAGAUUGUCCUAACGGAAGGCUGACCCCGGCUAAAUUUGUCGACAUGUAUAAGAUGUUUUUCCCAUCUGGUAACGCUGUCGAAUUCUGUGAUCACGUAUUCCGAACAUUCGACAUGGACAAGAACGGAUAUAUAGAUUUUAAGGAAUUCCUACAAGCGAUCCACGUGACCUCCAGUGGAACUCCCGAGGAGAAGCUGAAAUGGGCUUUCCGUAUGUACGAUGUUGAUGGAAACGGGGUGAUUGAUAUUCAGGAGAUGACAAAAAUCGUUCAAGCUAUUUACGAUAUGUUGGGAGCUUGUUCAAGUAACAGGCCAGCUGAUUCGGCUGAAGAGCGCGCAAAGAAUAUCUUCGCGAAGAUGGAUGAGAACAACGACGGUCAGCUCACCCAGGAGGAGUUCCUCAAGGGUUGUCUCCAAGACGAGGAGCUUUCCAAAAUGCUUGCACCUUAAGGCGUUACUUCUUAUCAAUUCAUAACCAUUCUCUCCCUUGUAUACCUCAAUAUGAACCGACGGCGUUAUUUUUUUAUAUUUUACCACUUUAAUUUUUAAUAGUUGAAAGACUCUUUAAGAUUUUGAUAUUUAACAUGAUUGAUGGAUACCCUUACAUUUAAUUCAUCAGAUUCGUUUCGUCUCCUCCGGUGCGAACUGCACCAUAGUAAAGAUUUGAUCUAAAUAUAAAACGCUGACAAGCACGUCUAUAAUGUCGCUAGUCGUAUUAAACUGAAAUGUAUUAUAGCCCGCGAUACGUUUGAUCUGCGGCUAUUGCAUUCGAUCAACCUAAAUCUCAAUUCUAAAACCAGCACGAUCCGAUCUUGUUUAUCAAAAGCCGAUAGUAUUGUUUGCGUCAAUAUAGACACGCCCAACUUUGAUGUAUACAUUUAAAUUCACACAAUGAGGAUGAUCUGUGAAAUCGUUAUUUUAAAUUUUUCUUUUAAUGUCGCCGUUGGACGUCCCCCUAAUAUAAAGUAUUAUGUCCGAACCGUACACUUAUUAGGCAAUCGUUCUCAAACUAUCCUCUCAUUGAACUUUAAAUUUAUCAAUGGUUAAUUAAUGUGCUGCACAAGUAUAAACAAAUGUCAAUCUUACAUUAUUAAGGCAACAAUUAGUAUAGUGGUGAUCGAACAGAGAAGAUCAGAUUGAUAGAUUCAACCGCAGAACCUAACGCAUACCGAACACGCAUCGAUACACACAAUCUGAUCGCUUCUGUGGAAGUUAAGUCGAAUUAUAUGUAAGUUUUAUUAUACGCAUAUUAAUAAGUAUUUAUCGAUCUAAUGUCGAACAUUGGUGUCACAUAUUUCAAAUCUGGUGUUAUAUCUCCUUAUUCACAUAGACAGGGAACGUCAUCUUAUCCACUCAGUUUAAAACUGACAUUCUAGUAUUAGCUGUCCUCGAUGGUUUUUGACUAUUUCAUUCUGACAUCGUUCGACUUGAGCUUAAACAUAUAGACUUCUAGGUAAAGGUUUCAGUCGCUCUUUAAUUUUAUAUUCUUCGAUAUUACAUUCCUCUACUGUGCCUUCUAGUUCCUGAUACAAUAGGUUUUUACUCUCUUCUCUUGUUUUUGUUUCGACUUUUUGCUUCGUUCCAAGCGAUAUCAGCUAUGUUUAAUUGUUUCGGAUAAAAAUAACGCCAAAUUCAUGCACAAGUCUCCUUCCAAAUUGUAGUUAAGGAACAAAAUUUCUAGUGUAUCCUAGUCCCCAUAUCUUUUAGAUUGUAUAUUUAUUAGACGGUAGACUAAUUAAAAUUUAUGAAAAAGCUGUAAUUAUUUUUUAAAUAUGCCAUAUUGUUUGAUGGGGUCGCGAAUUAUGGUUUUGUUGUAUUUAAAUGGUUAUUAGUUUUCAGUGCACGAUUAUUGGAAUAUAAUAAGGAUAACUAUGAUAUCUUUCCGCACAAUUAAAAAACAUAAUAAUAAAUAUCGACUAAAAUACAUGUAAUAGGGAAAUAUUGUAUUAAACAGGUUUGGGUGCUAGUAAAAUAUUAGAUAAAUCGUAAUUUUGUAAUAAAUAUAUAAAAUGUUUAAAAAGUUUGUAGACAUUUUUAAUAUUUGAAUAUAACAUGAUUUUGAUCAAUAUUGUCCGAUAUGUAUAAUGUAUGCACUGAAAACUAAAAAGAAAAUGUUUUUCUUGCCUAAGAUUACAUUCCAUGAGUUUUGUUGACGUAAGUUUUUAUCCUUUUCUUUUUGUAUAUCGGUUUCAUCUAUAAUUCAUAAACUCAUAUUUUAAACAAACUAAUCUUUGUAAAUCUUAAUGUCGUUAAUGUAAAUGAAAACCAUAUUAACGAUGCAUUAAUUCGGUAUUUAAAUGAUAUUAAAAUAAAUGUAACUUAAAAAUUGAAACGGACAAUUAAUAUUUUUAGGAGUAAAUUAAAUUUAAAACUAGUACUAUUUUCAAAUUAAAAACUUUAAAAAUAUAUUCUUUGGAUGAUAAUAAAUACACUAUAAAAUCAGCAUCGCGACCCAAGCUCCCGUAUUACGUUUUAUUUCUCUGUUCAUUAUAAUAAAUAUAUAAUAUUAAUAAAUAAAAAAAAAAAAGGUUUUACUAGAUUUCUCUAUUAAAAGCUAAUGCACAAUUCUAUUUCAAUUUAGAACACAAAUAACUUUUGUGUCUAUACUUAUAAUCUUGGCUCAAAUGUUUAUUCCUAAUAUGCUUAUAAGGUUAUCUAAUUGUUUUAUGUCUGCAAUACUUUGUUCCUCAGAUUUGAAUAAAUUAGAACUGGAAUUAAAUCAUUUUUUUAAUGAUAGCAUGAAGUAGUAAAUAACUACAUUUAAUUGUUCGUAGAUCUGCCUAUGAAUUUUAACUUCGAAAUUGGUUCAAAUAUAAGAUAUUGCAGUUCAUAUAGUUUAUCAUUUUGGCUCUUUGGACUACGACAAAUACAUAUUCUACUAUGCCCUUGUGUUCUGAGAAUUUAGCAGUACUGUAUUUGACCUUGAAUUAUAUUGUAAUAAAUUCAGUUUUACAGAGUAAUUGAGUUGAUAUUUUAGAUUUCUUUUGUUUUUAUUUUUUAGAAAAACCUUGAUCUAAAACUAUUAAUAAGAAUUAAUUUAAAAAUAAUUAAACAUAUUAUUGCAAUAUUUGUUCAGUAUACGACGCUCUUAUGAAGUCAAAUUUUAGUCAAAUUAAUUUGUUUUGUAUUUUUUAAAUCUAAGCAAAUAUUAUUUAGUCAUAAUUUAUUUUUGUCAAAUAUUGUGCUGCUUAAAUUAAUGUAUAUCAUACGUUUGUUUUGUAAAAUGAUCUUGUUAAAGUUUAUAUGCCAAAUAAAUUGUAAUUAUGUAAACUCCUUUGUUAAUUUUCAAUUGUAUACUCUGUGGUCUUUGUCAUUAUAGAAUAAUUAGUUAAGAAUAAUUGCGUAAUUUUUAGUUUUUGGGUGAAGCAGCUCUUUCUGGAGUUAUGUUUAAGUUGUUUUGCACACAAUGGCAGUAGGUUAAAUUAUAUAUUUUUAUUUGUUUUAGGAUUAAGUUAAUGUUAAGAAUCAUGUUUUUUUUUUGUUGUAGGUAUUUAUAUUCAACUGAAAUGUUAUUAUUUUUUUAAAACGGAACAAUAUUUGUAAGAUAUAUUUAUUGUUUAAUUGUAAUUUAUCUGUUCCUCGUGUAUUCUGUUGUAAGUAAAUUUAUAAUUUUAUUUCUAAAAUGUCACUAAAAAUUGUACCAGAAAAGUACAUUCCUUAUUGUUUUGUCUAUCGGGUUGUAAAUUGCUCGAGAUGUUAUUACUUUAUUUAAUUUAAAACAAAUCAACUCUUCACUUCCUUCGCGGACGCAUUUCACUUUAUCGACCUAUUAUCCUCGUAGUUCGUGUUAUAGAUUAAUUAAUUAUAUAACAUUUAAGAUAUGUACUUACGUAGUUGCAUUCGAUAAUAGUCUUAGUAUUUUCUAUUAUUCAAAUAUCAAUUUUGUCGAGUACUGUGCCGCUGGCACGUAGCGCAAUGUAAUUCAGUAAUUUAUUGUAUAAUUUGCAUGCUCAUAAUAUGAUUUAAUAGUAUUCAUGCGACACAUUUGUAAAAAAACGUGCAGUUUAUCAAACUACACGCGAUGCUUGCUGUCACCUUAAAAUAACAUUUCCUUAUAAUUGAUAACAAUUCGGUAAUAGCUUCUACUCGAUGUAACGAAUUGUUAUUUUAUCGUUUCUAUAAUCGAUUUAAAAUAUAUUUUUUUAAAUAUUCUGUAAAUAUUACUAUGUUAGUAUCAUAUCGUAUUCAAUAAACCAAAUCAAUUAUGAAUAUAAAUAUGUUAUUAGGUGACAGCUAAGAUUGUAUAAAAUCAAGUAGGACUGUUUUUUUUAUAAGUAAUUCUAUGAAAAUUAAGUAACGUUAACAAUGAGCAAGUGUACAUUAUUACGCAUUUAUAUUUUGUACUCAAGCAUGAAACUAUUGCAUAUGCGUUUAGUAAAGAUAUUAUAUAGUCUUGACAAAAACUUAGGCGCUCAGUAUUCUUAUUUAUGAUAUAUCUCGCAAGUCUGAGUAAGAUUUUUUAAACAUUUAUUGUGCAUGUCACGUGCACUCAUUUACAAACGUAUCAAUUUUGCAGUGUAUCUUACAAAAGCAACCUUGUCGUACCAGCGUCAUUAGAAUAAUAGAUAGGCACUUAUAUAGAUGGAAAAUAACCACUGUCCCUAUGAAUUCUAUGUUGUAUUUCUAAGAAUACAUAUUUUAAUGAUUCACGUUUUGCCUAUUCAUGUAUAAUAUACAAAUUACAAAAAAAAACCUUCUUAA
Messenger RNA from Vanessa tameamea, 5030 nucleotides. Its product is annotated as neuronal calcium sensor 2. Gene Ontology annotation, molecular function: calcium ion binding. The record is from RefSeq and is a predicted model, not a curated record. The transcript is spliced from 5 exons. The coding region runs from base 219 to 779 and encodes 186 amino acids. Lineage: Eukaryota; Metazoa; Arthropoda; Insecta; Lepidoptera; Nymphalidae.